Chenopodium quinoa (quinoa) is the source of this 983-nucleotide messenger RNA. RefSeq lists its product as uncharacterized. The record is from RefSeq and is a predicted model, not a curated record. Lineage: Eukaryota; Viridiplantae; Streptophyta; Magnoliopsida; Caryophyllales; Amaranthaceae. The coding region runs from base 123 to 983 and encodes 286 amino acids. The transcript has 2 exons. Gene Ontology annotation, molecular function: zinc ion binding.
UUUGUCAAUUAGGGUAUGUGGUAGUACUGAAUUGUGGUUUUUCCUUUCAAUUACAGUUAAGUUUGCUUUAUUUGUAACCUUGUUCUUUGUGUUUGUUUGUUGUUGUAAUUGUUGUGGUAGAAAUGGAGGAGAAUAAGAUUGUUCUCAGAUUUAAAUAUUUAAGUGUAACUAUAGACAUUGAAUAUGAAGUAGGCAGAAGUAACUUGUUGGAUACAGCUAUAGGAUUUGAUGAUCAACUUUGUGAGAUGGAUGAUCCAUUAGAAGGAUCAGUUGAACUGUUGCACCCUACAUUCCAGUAUGUGUAUAAAGGGAAGUUUAGGAAUUUAGAAGAUGAUGGGGAUGUGUUCAAGAUGAUUAGGAGGUUACCUAAUAAGGAGGUGUACACCAUACAUGUUGGGACCACAGAUGAUCCUGGGUUUUUGGCUGAUUGUAUGUUGGAGUACAGGAUGAAACAGAAUGGUACAUGGCCCCCCCUGGUUACCCUCAUUAUGGAGCGCAACCACCACAGGAUGAAGAUGUCAUGGAAUAACUCAUCUCCCACAAACCAGAGGAAAUGCAAUUGUGGAUUACCUUUAGCAAAAUUGACUUCUUGGACAAAUGAGAACCCUGGGAGGAAAUUUUUGGCUUGCAAGUUCUAUGACCCUAAAACUGAAACAAGGGGGUGCAAGGCUUUUGAAUGGGUGGACAAUGAAGAUGGUACUGAUUGGCAAAGAGUUGUCAUUAACCAACUGCUCCUUGACAAAAAGUUGAUGAAAGGUGAAAUCAACUCUUUGAAAAGGGAUGUGGAUGACUUGACUGGCCAGAGAAGGUGUUUGCUUAAUGAGGUUGACACCUUACAACUGAAAUGCAAGGCCCUCACUGGUGAUAGGAAGAAAUUGAUCAGAAGCAGUGGUUGUGACAACAAGCUCCAAGUUUAUUUAGUUGUGUUGUGUUCUGUUUUGUUGGUUGUCCUAGGUUAUCUUGUAAUGAAUAAAAUGGUUUAA